Molecule: messenger RNA, 711 nt
Organism: Anoplophora glabripennis (Asian longhorned beetle)
Lineage: Eukaryota; Metazoa; Arthropoda; Insecta; Coleoptera; Cerambycidae
Exons: 6
Coding region: 1-711 (236 amino acids)
Source: RefSeq, a predicted model, not a curated record
AUGGUUGGUGAAUCAAAAAAGGACCACUGCAACAAGACCGUGGAGAUCUACGAGGACGUGGCCAGUCCGGAGGUGACGCAGGAAACCUUCGGGAAACCGAUGACCUGUUGGUACAGAUUCCGGUCCUUCCGGGGCACGCCCAAAGACUGGAUCCUAAGGAUUAAGUUCAACAAAUUCAAGGUGGGGAGCUUGCUCAACGCCAGUCACUGCGAAGGAGGUUAUAUGCAGACCUGGAAGCAAGGUGAAUCAAAAAAGGACCACUGCAACAAGACCGUGGAGAUCUACGAGGACGUGGCCAGUCCGGAGGUGACGCAGGAAACCUUCGGGAAACCGAUGACCUGUUGGUACAGAUUCCGGUCCUUCCGGGGCACGCCCAAAGACUGGAUCCUAAGGAUUAAGUUCAACAAAUUCAAGGUGGGGAGCUUGCUCAACGCCAGUCACUGCGAAGGAGGUUAUAUGCAGAUAGAGUCAGAAACUUUAAAACUAAAAGGUUGCUUCGAUGUAUUGAAUUUAAGACCAGGAGGAUUUCUGGACCACAUUAAUGAAAUGCACCUGGUUUAUAGAAAGUUAGGUGGUCUCAUAGAGAUUAAUACUCUCUACAAAGAAGAUAAGAACGACUUAAAGAAUGAUGAACUCAACGCAUUGGACAAAAAUGUACAAGUUAACAUGAAAUUAAAUCAACAUACUAGUGACCUAUGUAAAGAGCAAUAA